Messenger RNA from Bacillus rossius redtenbacheri, 1461 nucleotides. RefSeq names its product ankyrin repeat and SAM domain-containing protein 3-like. The transcript has 8 exons. Lineage: Eukaryota; Metazoa; Arthropoda; Insecta; Phasmatodea; Bacillidae. The record is from RefSeq and is a predicted model, not a curated record. Bases 106 to 1035 code for a protein of 309 amino acids. Gene Ontology annotation, molecular function: protein binding.
CUUUGAAGAAAUUUAAAAGUGAAAAUUGUUGUUGUAUACGAAAUAUGUAAUGAAAUUAAGUUUCUGCUUUAUUCGUAAAUGCAUGUUUUCAUGCCUGUUUGGUGAAUGGGUAAUAUUGAAAUUGCAGGUUGGGAGGGUUUUAAAAGGAAACGAGAAAUGUCACUUGACUGUCAUACGGCUGCAAGCCUUGGAGUUCUGGAAUUUUUCGUAGAUUGUAAACGGCAUGAAAUAUCGAGGAAGAACGCCACAGGCUGGACGCCACUCAUGUACGCCUGUGCUUUCGGCCACUCGCGCCUGGUGGAGCUGCUGUUGCAGCACGGGGCAGCGACAGACGUUCAUGACAACGUGGGUCGUACGGCUGUCAUGUUGGCGGUAGCUUAUGGCCACGCUGACAUACUGAACGUCUUGCUGCAGUCGUCACCUCAGGAAGCAUUGGAAGCAGUUGACGACAGAGGCUGGACAGCGCUGUUCUACGCUGCUCACAUGGGCCAGUUGGAGUGCCUGCAGGUCCUUAUCCAGCACAAGUGCGACGUAAACACCAUAGCAUCACAGAGCGGGGAGACGGCGCUGAUGGUCGCAGUGCGUUGCGGCAACAUGGACUUCGUGAAGGUGUUGUUGCGCUGUGGCGCGGAUGCCACUGUGGUGACUGGGAGUGGCACCUCUGCUCUCAGCGUGGCGGAGGCUCUGGGCUUCAUGGAAGUGGCUGACGUCCUCUGGAUCAACAUCGUUGGGACAUGUUGGGGAAGUUUGAGCCUCUCAAAGUUUUUGAACUUUUUGAACCUCAGCAAAUACGAUGCACUGUUUCUGUCCAAAAAUAUUGAUUUCAGCAAGUUUCUCACAAUGAAUGAGGAAGACUUGAAGAAAACUGGUGUCAGAAACAUCACAACAGUUUUAGGUUUUUGCAGUUUGUCAUCAUAUAUGAUCAAAAGCAGUAGUGGCAAAGAUGAUCCAGGUGUGACUUCAGCACCUGUUUGGAAAUUCUUCAAAAAAUUACCUGAUAACAGGAUGCAUUGCACUUUUUCCCUUCAGUCCUGAAAACUGAAUAUGGUUCAACAACAGGAAUGCACAGACUUCUCGGACCUCGUAAGAAGAUGUCGCUAGCAAUUUCUAAGUGGCACUAUUUUUCAAGUAUGCAAAUGAAAUUUCACUGGAUGCUGCAAAACAAUGCUCUGUUUAAUGUAUUCCCAUUGUCUGUAUAUGAGUCUGUAUCCUAGUGUUUUAGAGAAUUAGCUAGCAUGUUCAGACACUGAAUGUGAAACACAUAGAUACCUAGUAGUGUAAAUAAUUUCAUGAAUUCUGUGAAUGCGGCCUUUUUAUGAAUGUUAAUUUUUAAUGAUGUUUUAUCCACUCACUUAUUUUUAUCAUUUGUACAUUUCCACUUCCUGUAAAUAAAUAUUACGCACUUGUUAGGAUAUAAUCUGUGUGAGAGAUUAAAACUUAUGACCUGUGAUAUUUUUAAAA